AUGCGUGCUCAGUACCUCAUUCUUGCUGCCAUUGGCCUCGUGGCUGCCGCCCCUCUCGAUGUCAGAGGAGCAGAUGCCGAAGCUGAAGCUAUUCCCUUCUACCCAAAGAGGGGAGCUGAUGUAGAGGCGGAGGCAAUUCCCUUUUACCCCAAGCGCGGAGCCGACGCUGAAGCCGAGGCCAUUCCCUUUUACCCUAAGCGAGGAGCGGAUGCGGAGGCUGAAGCCAUCCCGUUUUAUCCCAAGAGAGGCGCAGACGCGGAAGCUGAGGCUAUUCCCUUCUACCCCAAACGUGGUGCUGAUGCCGAAGCCGAAGCGAUCCCUUUCUACCCCAAGAGAGGUGCUGAUGCCGAAGCUGAAGCCAUUCCAUUCUAUCCUAAGAGGGGCGCGGAGGCUGAGGCCGAGGCCAUCCCUUUCUACCCAAAGCGCUCCGCUGAUGCGGGAGCUGAGGCAAUUCCCUUCUACCCUUGA
Molecule: messenger RNA, 468 nt
Organism: Colletotrichum fioriniae
Lineage: Eukaryota; Fungi; Ascomycota; Sordariomycetes; Glomerellales; Glomerellaceae
Source: RefSeq, a predicted model, not a curated record